Messenger RNA from Canis lupus familiaris (dog), 3232 nucleotides. It is a transcript of the gene ZSCAN31, whose product is annotated as zinc finger and SCAN domain containing 31. The coding region runs from base 540 to 1871 and encodes 443 amino acids. NCBI's taxonomy places the organism in Eukaryota, Metazoa, Chordata, Mammalia, Carnivora, Canidae. The record is from RefSeq and is a predicted model, not a curated record. Gene Ontology annotation, biological process: regulation of transcription by RNA polymerase II. Gene Ontology annotation, molecular function: DNA-binding transcription factor activity, RNA polymerase II-specific; RNA polymerase II cis-regulatory region sequence-specific DNA binding. The transcript is spliced from 6 exons.
GAGGACCGGAAAGCUCCCGGAAGGCGACUGGGCUCAGGCUGCUGACGCACUUCCGGCCUCCGUGGCUGCUCAGCUGUUGGGGAUCCGCUGCCCGCGGCGGCCCUGAAGUUUCCCUGGUCCGAAGGACUGAAGUUCCUGGUAGAACUGAGGUCCCCCCUGCUUGCUGGCUGCCAGCAGGAGACUGACCUCAGCUUCUAGAGGUUGCCGGCAUUUCUUUACACUGACUUCCCUCCACUGACAAGCCAGGAAAUGAGCCUCAAAUCCUCCUCAGAGCUUCGUUUGACAUCUUCUGCUACCAGCCAGGGACUACUCUACUUUUAAAGAGCUCAAGAGACCCCAGGCCCUGAGGCUUUGACCUAGCCCAUCCGAAAGGUUCUUGGUUUUGUCAUAUGAAGAAUUCAAGGACAGACACAGCACAGUAAUGAUACAUCCUCAAGAUGUGAGCGAGGUGUAUCCUCUUAAAAAGAAUAUCUCAGGAAAUCUUAAAUGAGGCUCCCCUUCAUCCCAGGCUGGAGUGAACCUUCCAAAUUAACCCCAGAAUGGCUUCAACAGAGGGACAGGAUGGACUUACUAUUGUGAAGGUGGAGGAAGACCCUAUCUGGGACCAGGAAACCUACCUUCGAGAGAACAGCUUUUCUAGCCAGGAGGUCUCCCGCCAACUUUUUAGGCACUUCUGUUACCAGGAGACCCCUGGGCCCCGAGAGGCCCUCACCCAGCUCCGGGAGCUGUGCCGACGCUGGCUGCGCCCGGAAACCCACAGCAAGGAGCAGAUCCUGGAGCUGCUGGUGCUGGAGCAGUUCCUGAUCAUCCUGCCUGAGGAGCUCCAGGCCUGGGUGCGGGAGCAGCACCCCGAGAGUGGGGAGCAGGCCGUGGCUGUGGUUGAAGAUCUGGAGAGGGAGCUUAGUGAGCCUGAGAACCAGGCCCCAGAUGACGAACAUGGCCAUUCUGGAGCGCUCUCAGAGGAUGUGGUGUGUUUGAAGGCCAAGCAGGAAUCGAUAGCCAUCCAGCUUCAGUCUGUGGUGACUCAGUUCAAAGGUGAAUCUUUAGAUCCCCACAGAUUUGGAGAACAAGGUGGCGAAACUGUACCGGAAAGCCAGGAAUCAGGAUUGAAGGAAGAAGUCUUGAAAGAAAUGGAACAUUUUGGAAAUGGCAGACUCCAAAGAGAUGCUCCUCUAGAUUCUAAGUACGGAGAAAUUUGUAAGCAGGAGAGCAGAGUAGAAGAGUGGAGGGGACAGGCCACUGGAGAGAGACGACACAGGUGCAGUGAGUGUGGGAAAGGCUUUACUCAGAGUUCGGUCCUCAUUCAGCACCAGAGAACCCACACGGGGGAGAAGCCAUAUGAGUGUGAGGAGUGUGGGAAAGCCUUCAGCCAGAGAUCAGGCCUGAUGGAACACCAGCGGAGCCACACCGGAGAGAAGCCCUAUCAGUGUAAGGAGUGCGGGAAGGCCUUCAGUGCCAGCAAUGGUCUCAUUAGACACAGGAGAAUCCACACGGGGGAGAAACCCUAUGAGUGUGAGGCAUGUGGGAAAGCCUUCCGCCUGAGCUCAUACCUCGUUCAGCAUCAGAGAAUACACACUGGGGAGAAACGCUACCGGUGUCACGAGUGUGGGAAGGCCUUCAGUCAGAAUGCAGGGCUUUUCCAGCACCUGCGCAUCCACACAGGGGAGAAGCCCUAUCCGUGUAGCCAGUGUGGGAAGCGCUUUAGCAGGCGAACACUCCUCAUCAAGCACCAGAGAAGCCACACCGGGGAGAGGCCGUACGAGUGUGAGGAGUGUGGGAAGGCCUUCAGUCACCACUGCAACCUUAUGAGGCAUUUUAGAAUCCAUACUGUUGCCAAACUAGACUCAUUCCACGAACUCCCAGACCCUUAAAUCGGGCCAUCUUGGAUAGUAAGAUUUUCAAGUGGGUUAUUUUGUUUUUACCAAGUGUAUUCUGCUCUGGAAUGCAUAGCUUUGUCUGCAGACUGGGUGCUGGUGUCUUCUGGGUGAAUGGCUGUGGGCACAGGUUACCUGGCAGCGUCUUCCUUCUCUGUCCCUUGGUUCAUUUCUGAUCAUUUCCCUAAAAAGAGACCAAAAGUUACCUGGAAAUAAGUUGGUAUGGAGGGCUGUUCUUGAGUAACACUGAAUGCCAAGCAACUCAAAAAGACUAGCAUCUGUGUAUACUUUUUUUUUUUUUUUUUUUUUUUUAUUCAUGAGAGACGGGGCGGGGGUGGGAGGCAGAGACAUAGGCAGAGGGAGAAGCAGGCACCAUGCAGGGAGUCUGAUGUUGGACUCAAUCCUGGGACUCAGUAUCACGCCCUGAGCCGAAGGCAGAUGCUUAGCGGCUGAGCCACCCAGGCAUCCCUUUGUGUAUACUUUUUAAAGAUGGGCAGACUAAAAGGAUAUUUAGAUGUGAAGGUUCCCCCCACCCCCGUAAAAGUACAUUUUAAACACACUGAAGGUUUUGGGAAUAAGAAUCCUUGCCAUUCGCAUAGGCAGUCGUCACCAUAGUCUGAGGAAAGAGGUAGAUGAUCUCCUUGGUGCUUUCAUCAGAACGAGCAGCGUGCUCACCAACUAUGCUGCAUGACACUUGCAGUCACGGCAUUUAGGGCCGCAUGCCUUUGAUACCUACAUGCAGGUCGAUACCAUAUUUAAAGUCCUCCAUUUUGUUAUCAGUAAUAAGGGGUGCUUGAAAGUGUACACACUAUACUCUUCCUGUCGGCAUCACUGCCCUGCCCCUGCCCUUUGGAGAUUAGUCGGGUGCCUUAGCAGACAGCAUCACCGAAGCUCUGUAAAGAGGACCCAUAGCCCUCAGGCCGCCUGCUCUUAGCUGGGGAGACCAGCUUGCCCAGGCCACUUACUGUCAGAGUAACACACCAGCUCUGGCACCAGAUGUCUGGGCUCCAAUCCUGCCCAUCUGGUUGGGAGCCUUGUGACCUUGGGUAACUUAGUCGAAUGACCUGAUGCUAUGGUCUCCCCAUCUGUAAUAAGGGGUGAUUAAUGUGCCCUUCCAACAGGGCACACAGGAUUAAAUUAAUGCAAACUUUAAAACACUUAAGACAGCUCUCAGAAAAUGUGCAUUAGGAUUUAUAAAAGAAAUAAUAUUGUCUAAUGAGUGCAGGUGGAGUUGUAAGUAUGUUGGAACUAAGGAUAUUAAAUGCCUCUGCUGGUAUUCUCAUUAUACUUUUCCCAAAGGUCAAAAUCAGAAGCUGAACUUCCAAAGAGAGGAAAUAAAAGUUCAGCUUAAAAUAUGC